Paramisgurnus dabryanus is the source of this 4842-nucleotide messenger RNA. RefSeq names its product glucagon receptor b (gene gcgrb). Gene Ontology annotation, biological process: cell surface receptor signaling pathway; adenylate cyclase-activating G protein-coupled receptor signaling pathway. Gene Ontology annotation, cellular component: plasma membrane. The record is from RefSeq and is a predicted model, not a curated record. NCBI's taxonomy places the organism in Eukaryota, Metazoa, Chordata, Actinopteri, Cypriniformes, Cobitidae. Gene Ontology annotation, molecular function: peptide hormone binding; glucagon receptor activity; gastric inhibitory peptide receptor activity.
CGAACGACUCUGAUCCCGCACGCGCUCUGCACUCAUCAGCAGGAAAGGACGCGCACGGGACGAAGAGUGCCCUUUAUAAAUCACCAUCUUCAUCACUGAUCUCUGGAUUAAGCGCACUGCACGAACUCUUGGAUUUACAGGAUGAGCCGUCUGCUGGACAAAGCUUCUCAUGUGGUGUGACAGUGGAAUGAGUGAUGCCGGGUUGCUGGUGAGGAAUGACUGUCUGUUUGAUCCUGGCCCUGUUCACACUGACCACACACACUGAGGUGUCCUCUGGAAAGUCUUUGCACGAGCAAUGGAGGAGCUACACGAAUGAAUGCAUUCAGAGCUUUAUCACUUCUCCACCAGCCUCAGGGUUGGUCUGUAACAGAACAUUUGAUCAAUAUGUGUGCUGGCCCGAUGGCUCUCCAGGCACUACUGUUAAUGUUUCUUGCCCGUGGUAUUUACCCUGGUAUCAUAAAGUUCGGCAGGGUCUGGUGUAUCGCUUGUGUGGUGCUGAUGGCAGAUGGACUCACAGUAAAAACACAAGCGAGUGUGAACAAGAUGAUCCGGGACAGAGGCAGUACGGUCAGAUUCUCAGUAAAUUCAGAGCCAUGUACACCGUGGGAUACUCACUGUCUCUGGGAGCGCUAAUUCUUGCCCUCGGCAUUCUGGUGACCUUUCGAAAGUUGCAUUGCAUGAGGAACAACAUCCACAUGAAUCUGUUUGGCUCCUUCAUCCUGCGGGCUCUCUCCAUUCUCACCAAAGACGCCCUGCUGGAUCAAAUGAACAGCGCUCAAAGCGGACCACAUCAUUAUCAGGGCCAGCGUUGGGUCGACAUGCAGGUCACAUGCAGACUUGUAUCUCUUGUAUGUGUUUCUCAGACCGUCACUGGGUGUCGUGUUGCCGUGGUGAUGAUGCAGUACAGCGUCAUUGCAAAUAACUAUUGGCUGCUGGUGGAGGGCUUGUAUCUACACAGUCUCCUGGUCAUCGCCGUUUUCUCCGAGAAGAAUUACUUCUAUAUAUAUCUGUGCAUCGGCUGGGGUGCGCCUCUUUUUUUCGUGUUACCGUGGGUCGCAGUCAAAUACCUGUAUGAGAAUCAAGAAUGCUGGGAGAGAAAUAUUAACAUGGGUUAUUGGUGGAUAAUCCGCUCUCCGAUUCUGUUUGCAUAUCUGAUUAACUUCUUCAUAUUCAUUCGUAUAAUAAAGAUUCUGAUGUCCAAGCUGAAGGCCCAUCAGAUGAGAUACACUGACUAUAAAUUCAGGUUGGCGAAGUCCACUCUCACCCUCAUCCCGCUGCUGGGAAUUCACGCCAUCCUCUUCACCUUCGUCAUCGAUGAGUCCGUGCCAAAGGAAUCUCUUCUGAGGCUCAUCCGCCUCUUCUACGACCUCCUCUUCAGCUCCUUCCAGGGUCUUCUCGUGGCCAUCCUGUACUGCUUUGUCAACAAAGAGGUUCAGAGUGAGAUGUUGAAAAAGUGGAAGAGGUGGAAACUCGGGCACGACAUUGAGGAAGAAUACCGUCACACCCACAGCCAGACGCACCAAGCCAAAAGUGGCAGUAUCGCUCUGGCCAUGGCAAAUGAAUGUCCUGACACCCCAGAACAGGCGAAUUCAGCUCUGCCCUCUGCAGAGUCCCAGCGUCUGGUGGCCGCCCUUCAGAACGGGGCGAGCCAGAGCCGGGUCAGGCUGCAGUUGUCCUCCGGGCCAGAGGAGGGCGGUAGUAACUGCAGCUCUCUGACGGAAGAUGUUUGUAUGGAAGAGCGCCCGCUUAAAGAAUUGAUAACGGAAACCAGGGUCUGAAGGAUCUCCACAUGUUGAUGAAAUGAUAUCUUCACUGAGGUUCAGAGUUAGCGGCUUUUUCAACACUAGUAUGAUGAAUUCAUGAGAUGAAAUUACGUUCAAGAUGUUGCAAUUUCCACCCCAAUCAUCAUGGCAACAUAGGGAACAACCGUGAAUUGUAUAUCUAGUAAGCUUUAAAGUUAAACUUCAUUCACCAUAACUGGUAAUUACUAGGGGUGUAACAAUACAUUGAUACGGAUCAAUGCAUCGAUUACAUUUUUUUUUUUACAAUACGAUGCAUCAAUGUCACACAUAAAAUAUUGAUAUAAGGUACCUUUAUUUUGAAACUCCUCGCAUCCUCAUUUCUUGAUGUAACGUCUAUCUACGCAUUUCUUUCCAAUCUCGCAUUUUUGUUUAUUUUCGUGUGCUAGUGGCAUCAAAGUGGUCGUAUCCGCAAAAACACAGCAAAAGAGACAGAAGACGUUGUGACUGCUAUCGGACGCAAAUCGUGGGUUUGGAAAUAUUUUGUAUUUGCAAAAUGGAUUGGACAAACAGAAAACCGUUGCCAGCACCAACUAAAAACUAAAGACAUUUACUGUUGCCAUCAUAAGCUUGAUUUUAUGUGACAUUUUUCCCUUAUUAUUUAUUUUUAGCUAUUAAAAAAAGUGUAUUUUUGUUUAGUUUGUUGUUGUUGUACAGUAAAUGUCCCAAUUGGGACAGAGAUUGUGCCUUUUUUAAAGAAUUUAAUUAAACAUUCAUGUUAUAUAUUUUGGUUGCAUUUAUGAGUUAUUAAAAAUGUAACUGCUUAACGAGGCACAUAAUAUUAAAGUAUCUAUAAAUUAAAUCGUAAUUGCUACAAAAUAUUUGUUGUUUUGGUAAAUAUUGCAUCGCUGGCGGAGAUGACCGAUAUGUUAUCGUAUCGCAAUGAAAUGUCUGAUUGACACCCCUAGUAAUUACCCACCAAAAAUAGCAUUAUUGGUGGCUGUUACUGCUAUAAAAGCUUGCGAAAUUGAUGCUUAAAACCAGUAACCAUGUUAAAGCUCCCCAGGUGGCAUGCAACCAUUGAAACAAUGUUAAAAAUCAUGAUUUGUCAAUGUUAAUACCAUUGAAUCAAUAUCACAUUUGCACCCUCCAUAAAAAUAGAAAAAAUACUGAAAUUUCAACAAAUCACCAUUAUCGUGAUCAGUGUUUGCUUUAGUUGGGCCCUUUACUCUUGUGUUUUAAUGGUAAGUUUUCUUUGGCUGCUGAAGCUGUGUUUUAAAAUACAUCUGCUAUUGCAAAGAAAACAAAGAUGUAAUGUUAUCAAGUAGUUUAAUUCUUGUAGAUAUGCCUAAAUGAUAUUAAUGAAAUAUUGUCAAAGUUAUGCAAAAAAUUAUUUUUACAGUACUAGUUGGAAACAGUGUCAGGUCUGUUAUUUUGAGGAUUACAAAAACACAUUUAAAAAGUUAAACUACUGAAUCUAUCUCUGACAUCAUGAAUCGGUCUAUGAAUCUCAUCAAUGAUGACGAUCAACAAAAGAAAACUUCAUGCUGCAAUGCAUGCUGGGUAUCAUCGUAGUACUAAACUAAUUUAUAAUUCCCAGCAUGCAUUGCAGUUGAUCGUUUUAUAUGAAUUUGUUUGAUGAUUGUCACCAUUGUUGAGAUUUGUAGGAUGAGUAAUGAUGUCUGAAUGUGUCAGCAAUUUUUCUGUUUGUCUUUUCACAGCGUAUUUACAAACCAAAACAAUUAUAAAUGUCAAAAAUGGAUCAACAUAAACUUGUAAAGCAGCUUAAUUUUAUAUAAUCUUGACUUCUUCACAGAAAGCAACCAGUUUCAACAUAACUUUGAAACACAUCUUUCUUUUACAAUGCACAUGUGUUUCUACAUAAACACAUACAAACACAAAAAAAAAGAAAAGAAAGAUUUAACUUAGUGAAUAACAAGAGUCAAGGACACAACUAAACACUGAUCACAAUAAUUGUGAUUUGUUGAAAUCUCAAUAUUUUUUCAAUAUUAAUGGAGGGUGCAAACCUGAUUUUUAUUCAAAGCAGUUAACAUUGACAAAUAAAUUGUUUUUAACAUUGUUUCAAUGGUUUGCAUGCUAUCUGGGUCCUCGUCACCCAUACUGUAUCUUUCCAACAGAAUAUUUUAGAGAUGCUGGGUUGUAGAGUAAAUGGCACUAGGGUUGGGGUUAGGUUAGAGCUUCUCGGCUAUUUACCCACCUUGCAGUAAAAUCCGCUUUCAUCAAGUUGCUCACCAAAACCUCUCAUGCUCAAAUAAAGCAGAAGGGAAUAAACUUUGAGCCAUGUGACAGAACAUCCAUAAUUCAGAUCCACUUCCACAGAACAUUUGACCUCACGCGCAGUCAGAUCUUCAGACGAGAGACCAGCUUACAGUGCUGUCAGUCAACGAUCAUCGGAUGCUCGUGAUAAAUACGACUGUGAUUCAAGUUUCAUAUGAGAUAUUAGACUGUAUUAUGGACAGACAUUUUUAUACAUGAGUAAACUCUGGAAGACAUUUGUAAAGCAUACAGUAUACAGUAACAGUAUGCCAUUCAACACACAAAGAUCCCCUUAAAUAACUCAACUGAGAUUGUUCAGGAAUGUUUCCUUAUGGUUCCCUCGUGAGCCAGGAAGGCUCGUGGGAUUAUGGAAAACCUCAGACAGCAUUCAGAGUGACUGUAAGAAUUAUUACUUAUGGAAAAUUACAUGCCUAAUCUUUCCAUGUUUAGAUGAAACGGGUUUGUUUACUUUAAAUCCGAUUACAUUCCUGUUAAUGAUGCAUUAUGGACAGUAUUAAAAAUGUUGCCAACCAUUUUUAAAUGUAAAGCUUGAGUUGUUGAAAUGAAAAAGAAAAGUUUGGCAGGUUUGAUGUUGUUCAGCUUGUGUAACAGCGUACUAAAGUGUGUCUGUAAUAUAUUAUGGAGUUUGCUAUGUUUGGAGUCCUGCUUCAUUUAAAUGUACAUUUGUUCAUAAUGAAAGAGUUUAUAUGGCCCACUGUAUGUGUAUAUCGCUAUUGCCUGUGAGAAGAUGAACAGAAGGAGUUAAAGAAGAAACAUAAAGAAAGAUUGUACAAAUUAAACUCCCUGCCUUGGGCUGUACAGUAAA